CGGCACUUGCGGUCAAUCGAUAACAUAUCGCGCCUUCUGUUAUCGAAAGACAGCGAAUAGUUUUGUUUGCAAACACAAUUUAAAGUAAAUAAAAAUUAUAACACAAAUUGAAGUUAAACUUACCUAUGGAACCGGUGGCCAUCCGGCCAAAGGCACCAGGAGAGGCCAACUGCGGAGCCCUGCGGCUGGCGGCGAAAAAGCCGGCCAAGAAGCGCAUGUACCACUGCGGCGUUUGCUUGGCGGAAUUCCCUGGUCAUUUGGCCACCAAGCGGCACGAGCAGCAUUGCGCAGCCAAGUUGAGGCGUCUGUUCGUCUGCCGCCACUGCCUGACGCUCUUCGGCGAGGAGGCCCGGCUGGAGCGGCACCAGAAGCGAAAGCACGUCGACGGUCAGUUCCUGUGCCUCCAGUGCGGCAAGCGGUACGCGUCCGCCACGUUUCUGUACCGCCAUGUGGUCAGCUGGCACGGCGAACAGUCGCUAUUCUACUGCGCCAUGUGCGCGGACAACUGCAACGAUGUGAAGACCUUCAGCGGGAUGCUGGAGCUUCAGGAGCACGCCGAGGAUGUGCAUCGCCUGCGUUCCCUGGAGUCCACCGCCAGUGAGGCAGGCAGCCAAGUUGAUGAAACGCAGAACCUUGAGAUGCUGGAGGAGAACAUCGAGGACAUAUUGCCCAGCAUCGACUGGGACGACGAUCUCACCUUUGACUGGCCCAUGGGCCUUAACAAGGAGUCGUGUAUUGUGGACGCGAAGCCGAGCGUUUUUGUGUGUCCCUUGUGCGCCAACGGAUUCACCGGCAGUCUGAGCCUAGUGCGGCACCUGGAACAGGUUCACGAGCGCAGUCCACUGGUUUGCUGCUACUGUGGCAAGAGCCAUGGCAGCCGAGAAGCCCUGCGAUCGCACCUGCAACGUGUUCACGUUCUGUUGCGCGGUCAUGUGUGCAGCAUUUGCCAAGCAGACUUCGCCACCGCCGAUCAUCUAAAGAAGCACGUGAACAGCCAGCACCUGAACCACCGACCGCAUCUGUGUCCCACCUGCGGCAAGAGAUUCGCCCAGCGGUGCCACCUCAUCCAGCACUUGGCCACGGAUCGCGGCCAUGGGCACGGCAAGUACGUCUGCCAACUCUGCCUGUGGCCCUUCUUUCGGGCCAUCGAUCUCGAACGCCAUGUGAUUAAGAAGCAUCCGUAGGGCAGUCAUCCUAGCGGGCAUCGUAGGUACCUUCGGUGUUAUAAGUAACACCUUCUCACGUCUGGAAUUACGCUUAAUAACUACUUAUGAAAAGAGUAAAUGUAAGGUUUCAUUAUCUUUAUUAUUUCGUUUGUAUAGAUCUUUAAAGUUACUAUUCGUGUUAUCGCAAAUGUUUCUCCAAGUGAACUUGAAUUGAAAGUUUGAAUUUUUGCUGUAAAAUAACUGUUUACAAGACGACCUAAUUUACACCUUAAGAACUCACUGGUACUAUAAAUAUAUAAA
Molecule: messenger RNA, 1466 nt
Organism: Drosophila erecta
Lineage: Eukaryota; Metazoa; Arthropoda; Insecta; Diptera; Drosophilidae
Product: zinc finger protein 16
Exons: 2
Coding region: 126-1184 (352 amino acids)
Biological process (GO): regulation of transcription by RNA polymerase II
Cellular component (GO): nucleus
Molecular function (GO): sequence-specific DNA binding; DNA-binding transcription factor activity, RNA polymerase II-specific
Source: RefSeq, a predicted model, not a curated record